This is a messenger RNA of Ceratina calcarata, 868 nucleotides long. RefSeq names its product 2-aminoethanethiol dioxygenase-like. The transcript is spliced from 2 exons. The coding region runs from base 44 to 742 and encodes 232 amino acids. The record is from RefSeq and is a predicted model, not a curated record. Gene Ontology annotation, cellular component: mitochondrion. Lineage: Eukaryota; Metazoa; Arthropoda; Insecta; Hymenoptera; Apidae. Gene Ontology annotation, molecular function: oxidoreductase activity, acting on single donors with incorporation of molecular oxygen, incorporation of two atoms of oxygen.
AUAGGAGAUAAAUUCAUAAAACUUAUUGAAAAAGUGAAUAAACAUGACAGCAGCAAUUAAAACAUUGUGGAAGCAAGCGCUAAAUACAUUUGAAGAGCGAACUAGCUCAGGAUUUAAGCUUUGCCAAAAAAAAUUUGAUAAAUUACGAAAUUUGAUGAACAAGAUUACAGCAGAAGAUGUAAACUUAAACAAACAGAUUCUAGACUUCAUUCAAGUGCAACAUGCUCCAAUGUGGGUUAUUGACAUAUUUCAAAAUCAAGACUUUGCUAUCUCAAUAUUCAUAUUGAAACAUGGCUUCACAAUGCCAAUACAUGAUCAUCCUGGAAUGUAUGGAUUUUUGAAAGUAAUCAGUGGAGUGGUUCAAGUAAACAAUUAUACUUUAAAAGCCAAUGAAGAUCAUACAAUUAGAUUGAACAAAGAAGAAAUGGCAUAUAGACACAAACCAAUAACUUUGCAUAGUAAUUCACCCGCUUGUACUCUGACGCCAAAAGAAAAGAAUUUGCAUGAAAUUACAUGUAUCGAAGGUCCUGCUGCAUUUUUGGAUAUACUUAGUCCCCCUUAUGAUGUAGAUAUUGAUUCUGGGAAGGGUCCAAGACCAUGUAGAUUUUUCAAAACUGUUAGUAGUUCAAAAGCAUGUACUGAUACGUCGGACAUAAUUGAAGAAGUUAAGUUGGUGGUUAUUGAAGGUCAACCAGAUUUCUAUUCUGGGAGUCUCAAAUAUACGGGACCACCCUUGAUGUGACCUGAAAUAUCCAAAAAUACUUUUUGUUCCAUUUGUUAACAAAAUUUUGUUGCAUUUUAUUGUAUUAAUUUAGAAUUGCAAUUGUACAAUACAUUUUUAAAGCUAUCCAUAUUUUCAUGUGUAAUA